UCCAGCCGUGCGCCAAUCCUGGGGGCAGAGACCCGGGUCGAACCCCAGGGGAGCAGCAGGGUCCCAGGGUAGGGACCCAGGCGCGGAGCGGGGUGGGGGCGCGCGGAGGGUGCGCGCGCGGGAGGGCCCCGCCUCGGCCGGCUCUUCCCCUCCCCCUCCCGCCCCCGGUCGGCUGCUGGGGCGCGCGCCUCGCCUCGCACCCCCACCCCCGACUCUCUGUGCUCCGCCGGGUCCGCCGCGCUGCCGAAGCCGUGAGCCGGCCCACCGAGCGGUUCCGGGUAUAGGGUUCACAGGUCAGAGUUGACUCCCUGAAAAGUGCAGCCGGUUUGAAAUGCAAGAUGGCGGCGGCGGGGCUCUGAGAGGCGCGGCGGCUCCUGCAGGUGAUGGCAGAUAGGUACUUUGGACCUGUUGGUAAUGAUGGCCUGAGCUAAACACCUCCUAAUUUGAAGGGACACCCUUCCGUGUCAAAGAACAGAAUGGGGAGGAGACUGUGGCAGGUGAUUGGAGUUGUGCUUCAAAAAUUUCAGCAGUUCUGCAGUAUUUUAUUUGCCAACCAUAAGCUCUUUACUUGAUUGCACCAUGAAAAAGCUGCUAAUGAGACUCGUUGAGCACAAAGACAGACUUGAAGAACCAAAAGCCAUUGUUUUCAAAUGAAGGAUACUGAACAGUUUUAAACCCCAAUGCUUUUUAAUCACCACUGAGAUUUCCCCCCCAUAACAUCAGAAUGGCAAGCAGGCGAAAAUCUACAACACCCUGCAUGGUCCUUGCCAGUGAACAGGAUCCAGACCUCGAGUUGGUAUCAGAUUUGGACGAAGGUCCGCCCGUACUUACACCUAUAGAAAACACCAGAACAGAGAGUGUCUCAAGUGAUGAAGAAGUUCAUGAGUCCGUGGAUUCUGACAAUCAGCAAAAUAAAAAAGUUGAAGGUGGCUAUGAAUGUAAAUACUGUACUUUCCAAACUCCAGAUCUAAAUAUGUUUACUUUUCAUGUGGAUUCAGAACAUCCCAAUGUAGUGCUAAAUUCAUCCUAUGUUUGUGUUGAAUGCAAUUUUCUUACCAAAAGGUAUGAUGCACUUUCUGAGCAUAAUCUGAAAUAUCACCCAGGAGAAGAGAAUUUUAAGUUGACUAUGGUAAAACGAAAUAACCAGACAAUCUUUGAACAAACAAUAAAUGAUCUGACUUUUGAUGGUAGUUUUGUUAAGGAGGAGAAUUCAGAGCAAGCUGAGUCUACAGAAGUUUCUUCUUCAGGAAUAUCUAUCAGUAAAACUCCUAUCAUGAAAAUGAUGAAAAAUAAAGUGGAGAACAAACGGAUUACAGUUCAUCGUAAUUCAACUGAGGAUGUUCCGGAAGAGAAAGAGAAUGAAAUCAAACCAGACCGUGAAGAAACUGUGGAAAAUCCAAGCUCUUCAGCUUCUGAAUCAAAUGCAAGUACUUCUGUUGUAAACAGAAUCCACCCACAUGCUGCCAGCACGGUUGUGGCCCCGGCAGCAGUUCUUCCUGGGUUAGCACAGGUGAUCACGGCAGUAUCAGCUCAGCAGAAUUCCAGUUUGAUUCCCAAAGUCCUAAUCCCUGUUAAUAGCAUUCCUACCUACAAUGCUGCAUUGGAUAACAACCCCCUUUUGCUUAACACCUACAACAAAUUCCCAUAUCCAACAAUGUCAGAGAUAACUGUUCUUUCUGCUCAAGCAAAAUAUACAGAGGAACAGAUCAAGAUAUGGUUUUCAGCCCAACGUCUAAAACACGGUGUUAGCUGGACUCCCGAGGAAGUAGAGGAGGCAAGAAGGAAACAAUUCAACGGAACAGUACACACUGUACCUCAGACCAUAACUGUCAUUCCUACCCACAUCUCUGCGGGGAGUAAUGGUUUACCAUCCAUCUUACAGACAUGCCAAAUAGUUGGCCAGCCGGGUCUGGUCCUCACACAAGUAGGUGGCACGAACACCUUGCCAGUAACAGCACCUAUAGCCUUGACAGUGGCAGGGGUUCCAAAUCAAACGAAUGUACAGAAAAGUCAGGUCCCCGCUUCUCAGCCAACCGCAGAAACCAAGCCAGCAACAGCAGCAGUCCCAUCCUCUCAGCUGGUCAAACACGAAGCCACGUUGGCAAACCCUGAUUCAUUUGGCAUUCGGGCUAAAAAGACUAAAGAGCAGCUGGCAGAAUUAAAAGUCAGCUACCUGAAGAAUCAGUUUCCCCAUGAUGCUGAAAUUAUCAGACUGAUGAAAAUCACAGGACUGACCAAAGGAGAGAUUAAAAAAUGGUUUAGUGACACAAGGUACAACCAGAGAAAUUCAAAGAGUAAUCAGUGCUUACAUCUCAACAAUGACUCCUCUGCCACUAUCAUCAUAGACUCUAGCGAUGAAACCACAGAAUCCCCAGCUGUUGUGACUUCACAGCAGAAACAGUCCUGGAAUCCUUUUCCCGACUUUACUCCCCAGAAGUUUAAAGAGAAGACAGCGGAGCAGCUUCGUGCCCUGCAGGCAAGUUUUCUCAACAGCUCCGUACUUACAGAAGAAGAACUAAAUAGGUUAAGAGCGCAAACCAAACUCACCAGAAGGGAAAUUGAUGCUUGGUUUACAGAGAAGAAGAAAUCAAAAGCUUUAAAGGAAGAGAAAGUGGAAGCAGAGGAAAGCAAUGCAGGUAGUUCCAAAGAAGAAGCUGGAGAAACUUCUCCUGGAGAUGAAUCUAGUGCACCUAAGUCAGGGAGUGCUGGCAAGAUAUGUAAGAAAACACCCGAGCAGCUGCACAUGCUUAAGAGUGCGUUUGUCCGAACACAGUGGCCGUCGCCAGAAGAGUAUGACAAGCUGGCUGAAGAAAGCGGACUUGCUAGAACAGACAUAGUUAGUUGGUUUGGGGACACCCGUUAUGCUUGGAAAAAUGGAAACUUAAAAUGGUACUACUACUAUCAAAGCGCCAAUUCAAGUAGCAUGAAUGGUCUGUCUUCUCUUAGGAAAAGGGGGAGAGGGAGACCAAAAGGCAGGGGGAGAGGAAGACCUCGUGGGCGGCCCAGAGGAGGCAAGAGAAUGAACAACUGGGACCGGGGGCCGUCCCUCAUCAAAUUUAAAACUGGAACUGCAAUACUUAAGGAUUAUUACCUGAAGCACAAAUUUCUUAAUGAGCAAGACCUCGAUGAACUUGUUAACAGAUCACAUAUGGGUUACGAGCAGGUCAGAGAAUGGUUUGCCGAAAGACAGAGAAGAUCGGAGUUAGGUAUAGAAUUAUUUGAGGAAAACGAGGAGGAAGAUGAAGUUAUUGAUGAUCAGGAAGAGGAGGAAGAAGAAACAGAUGACAGUGACACUUGGGAACCCCCACGACAUGUGAAGCGGAAGCUUUCUAAAUCAGAUGACUGAAAUCUGCCUAAAACGUUGGAGGAGAAUCAAUUCUUCAACUCCAGAUGUCUGAUUUACUGUGAAUGGCCCAAUCUUUGAUGACAUUGAAAACGUUUGGGGGCAUAUACAAUCUCAAAAACUAGGAUCCAAUACCCAAAAGAAAUGGAAUUCAGUGUUGUGCCAAAGUUAAACUACUGCAAAUGGCAGAAGUCCUGCAAUGUACAUAGAACACUAAUUAAAAAAACAACCUGUACAAAUUCAGAUUUUAAUACAGUACAUUUUUAUUCUGAUAUGAUGGAGACAUUCUGAUUCUUAGACUUUCUGAGGGAGUUUAAUGACCACUAGAGCUUGUCCUCAUAUUUUUUUCAGCUUAAUACUGUAUGUCUCAUAAGAUGGGCCUUAUUGCCUGUAUUCUUUGAUAUGUGAUUAAGCCUAUAGCUUUCAGUGACCAAACAUUUUACAGAGUAGAAAUUGUUAGAAGCAGGAAAAAGAAAAAUCUGAUUUAUUUCUAUGUCUCAUUUAUCCGGCCCUGCACUAAGAUUAAGAGUUGUGCAUGGGUUUAUAUAAUUUCAAUGUAAGUAAAAAACUAUUGACACAUGUUGGAGCAAAGAGGUUUUGUGGUAUCAUUGGCGCUUAAUGAUUUGACCUUUCAUUGAACACAUUCAUGGGUUCCACUAUUACUAUUUGUAAUACUCCAUUACUGUUUUUCAUUAGAAACUGAAUUAGCUUUUUUUAAAACCGAACAUAAUCAGUACUGAAGAAGGGAAAGAAACUGGCAUAGGAAUUUCAAGAGGGUGAAACUCUGAAAUAAACAUUGUACCAAAAAUGUGAAAAGGAAUCAUGUAGUAAAUAUUAACUUACUCUUUUCUUACAAUCAUAGAGAAAUCAGAAAUGUUUGUACAGGUGUCAGAUCAGAGCUUUCAAAAAUUAUCUUUCGGUGAAAUUCUACUUUGUGUAACAGUUUCAGUGAAUAAAGAAAAAAAAUUCUGAACUGAUCAGAAUGAGUUAAAACUUAGCUCUUCACUUAAGAGUUAUGGGAGUGUUAACUGUUAACUCUUGCCAUUUCAGGAGACUGAAAGUUCCUCCUAACUCAUAAACUUUGUAAAGACCGGUGCUGUUCAUUCGUGUUGAGAAGGAUCCUUUUCUUUGUGACUAUAGGACCAUUUUUCAAAAUGUGCUUUCUUCAUAGAAGAAAUGUUCAGUUUCAUUAGCUUUGGAUUUUAAGAUGUUUUUCUGAAUGACCAGAUGUAGUGGGCUUGGCCAGUUUAUUUUAUCUAAUUUAAUGAAUAAUAAAUAUUAAGCUCUUGUUUUUACCUUAAUGUUUUGUCAGCUAAUGAAAAUGUUAUGAAAAAGCCUUGACUAUGCAUGCUGCUUUCAUUUUUAUAAACUUUUCAUUUUUAACUAUAGCUUUAUUAGUAAUUCCAAAAUGCUGCAAUUUAGCUGAUUUCUUCACUCAGACAGCUGGCUUUGUGGGUGGCUUUUUCAUACUACUGUUAACUUUUUAAAGAGAAGCAAUGUAAAGACUGUAACAAUUUAAUGCACUAAACUGUUCUUUCUUUUACAUGUUUAAAAACUUCUUAAAGCACUCUGUAUUAUAAAGAUUAAAUUGCUCCCUUUUUUAAACCAUUGCCAAUGUGGUCUGAGUUUUGUUUGACAAUAAUUUUAAUGUUCAAAAUUUGAAAUGUCAAGUAUUGGAAAUGAAACCUUGAAUAUAUUUAUAUUAUGUUUCCCUUGCAAUAUGUUAAUUUUUAUAGCUGUAAAUAGCUAUUAGUAAUUUUCCCCAUCUCUUUUAUAGACUUGGCACUUUGCUCUGAUGUUUGCUAGCUUUUAAAUAUAUUUAUUUGACAGAGCAAAGAACUUUUCUCUCCUGAUUGACUGUGUCCUUGAAUACAAAAUAAAAAAUUAGCAGUGAUUAGUAGUUUUCAGUGA
This is a messenger RNA of Capra hircus (goat), 5254 nucleotides long. RefSeq names its product zinc fingers and homeoboxes 1 (gene ZHX1). The transcript has 4 exons. Gene Ontology annotation, cellular component: nucleus. Gene Ontology annotation, molecular function: DNA-binding transcription factor activity, RNA polymerase II-specific; DNA binding. The record is from RefSeq and is a predicted model, not a curated record. Lineage: Eukaryota; Metazoa; Chordata; Mammalia; Artiodactyla; Bovidae. Bases 725 to 3346 code for a protein of 873 amino acids. Gene Ontology annotation, biological process: regulation of transcription by RNA polymerase II.